Macadamia integrifolia is the source of this 1935-nucleotide messenger RNA. RefSeq lists its product as uncharacterized. Bases 157 to 1488 code for a protein of 443 amino acids. The record is from RefSeq and is a predicted model, not a curated record. The transcript has 6 exons. Gene Ontology annotation, cellular component: chloroplast thylakoid membrane; chloroplast envelope. NCBI's taxonomy places the organism in Eukaryota, Viridiplantae, Streptophyta, Magnoliopsida, Proteales, Proteaceae.
UUUCAAAAAUCGGUUAAUCGUUCUGGAAUCGCCCGAUUCACAUCGUCUUUCUAUCUCUCUUGCAGGCCGGAAUCGAUAAAACGAUUGAAAGUUUGAAACCCUCGUGGUUUCUGAUUUAUUAGUACUGGACCUGCAACUUGUUCGUGUUGUUUAUCAAUGGUGAUCGCUUCUGCGACCAUCCGGGCAUCAUGUCUUCCCUCAAAUCGUUGUUGCCUGAUCAAAGAUCCCUCUGCUAGUUCACGAAACUCUUCGGUGCCCUUGUCUUUUGGCAGAAAUUCCUGGAGAACUCCUUGUGGACGCAGAACCAAAGGCCUUAAGUUGCUGCUUGACCCUCUCAGGCUGCAGCGGUCCUCUCUUGCAGCAGUGAAAAAUGACACAAGUGCAGUAUUGGAUGGUAGUAACAAGGAUCAGGUAUCGGUCUUUCAUUCUUCUGAUCAAGCCGAUAUACAUGAAGAACGUACAGAAGUAUCUGGUGAAAGUGCAGGAAGAAAAGAUGGUCCAGAAUGCUUAGAUGAUGGCAGGAUGAUAAGGGUUUGUGAUAAGCUUAUUGAGGUGUUCAUGGUUGACAAACCUGAUCCAACUGAUUGGAGAAGGUUAUUAGCUUUCAGCAAAGAAUGGAGCAAUAUCCGCCAUCAUUUCUAUAGACUGUGUCAGGAGCGAGCAGAUAAUGAAAGUGAUCCUGGUAUGCAACACAAGCUACUUCGGCUUCAAAGGAAGUUGAAAGAGAUUGAUGAUGAUGUGCAAAGACACAAUGAACUUAUUGAAGUUAUUAAGGCAGCACCAUCUGAGAUCAGUGAAGUUGUUGCCAGAAGGCGUAAAGAUUUUACCAAGGAAUUCUUUGUCCAUCUUCACACUGUAGCAGAAUCAUAUUAUGAUGAUCCAGUGGAGCAAAAUGCUUUGGCUAAGCUCGGGAACACAUGCUUGGCUGUGAUACAAGCCUAUGAUACUGCAUCCGAAAGUAUUGAAGCCUUGAAUGCUGCUGAGCUAAAGUUCAAUGAUAUAAUUAAUUCGCCUAGUGUAGAUGCUGCUUGCCGAAAGAUAGACCAUUUGGCUGAGAAAAACCAACUUGAUUCUGCAUUGAUGCUAAUGAUCACCAAAGCCUGGUCUGCUUCCAAGGAGUCAAACAUGAUGAAAGAUGAGGUCAAAGACAUAUUAUAUCACUUGUAUAUGACUGCUCGAGGCAAUCUUCAGAGGCUCAUGCCAAAAGAGAUUAGGAUACUUAAGUAUGUUCUCACAAUUAAGGAUCGUGAGGAGCAGCUCUGUGCCUUAAAAGAUGCAUUCACACCUGGAGAUGAACUUGAAGGGAAGGAUGUAGACUCCCUUUACACAACCCCGGAGAAGUUUUUUACUUGGAUUAGAACGGUGUUGGAUGCAUACCAUUUCAGCAGAGAAGGCACUCUUAUCCGGGAAGCUAGGGAUAUGAUGAAUCCGCAGAUCAUUCAGCAACUAGAGGAGCUGAAGCAACUAGUUCAGAAUAACUUCAUGUGAGGCAGCUAACUUAUCUCAAUUGAAAUAUAACCACCCAAGUCCAUUUUAAAGGAUUUUGAUCUUUUUGGUCUUUAAACAUCAACAGAACUUAGAGCACUUAGUUAAAUUGUGUAGCCUCCUCAUAUACUAGGUGAUCAACAUGAUUUUCUUAAUCUUAAUGUGAGGAUCUUCUUAGAGUUUGUCUUAUAUGCUUGUCAGGCCUGUCUUCUAGUUAUGGCUGAGGCAUUGGUUUUAAAUUAUACCUUUGUAUUUUGAAAACUUAAGUUUGUUCUAUAACCAUCAGUAAACAAACACAGGUCAUGGUCUCUUGUACAAUCAGUCAAAUUGAGUUGAUUUAUUUGUGAAGUUCCUUGGCUGGUGAGUACACAUUGUAUAUUAGAAUUUGUCACAUGUACUGUAUAGUUCAAAAUCAGCAAUGGUUCAUCAUGGCAGCUCCUUUUCUAUUUA